ACGCCAUUGAAGAAGUUUGUUUAAUUUUUUGCAAGCGAGAGAAAUCUUUAAUAAAUUAGGAAGAGUUGCGUUGCUUACCGACGCCAUUGGAGUACAUUAAGCGUACGGUGUGGUAAUCAACGUGCACACGAUGUGGCCACAAACGUUGGAAAUGUCGCGGGAGGAAUGCCGCGGCAUGCUGCGUCGACUUGAGCUUGAGUCCUAUUCGCAUAUAAUAAGCGUUUUUCGCGCCCAAGGAUCACUGAGCGAAUCAAAGACCAAAAUGCUGGAGGAAUUGCGCCAACUGUUUCACAUAACCCAAGAGCGUCACCGUGCGGAGGUGCGACGUGCCGCAAACGAUGAGCAAUUGUGCACAAUAGCCGAAAAUGUCUGUGGACCUAACACCUGGCAGGAAUGGUCACGUGAAGGACGACGCCCGUAUCCCCUAUUGCCAAGGAUAUGCCCGCAAACGGCUAUGAGCAUUGUGGCCAAUGAUUUGGCGGCAAAAGCAUUUGUCGAAAAUGCCAAAUUGUCCCUGCCCGCCGAUACAGGGGCCAAAUAUGGCGAAGCCCUAAUCGGUCAGGCCAAUUUAAUGACAUUAUGCCAUGGCGGACGAGCCAAAAUCCCAGAGCCGCCUGUGGUCUUGGAUGAGCCGUUCAAAGUACCCGAUUUACCCACUGAGGUAAAGAAAGCCACACAGAAGCGUAAAGAGAAUGAAGGAGGCGAUGGUAAACCGAAUAAAAAGCGUCAUUUGCAACACGACAGACAAUUGCAACAGCAUCAACAACAACAAAUUAUGUCCAAUGAGGAUUUGGAAUUGUUGCCACCAGAGCAGAGACCGAGUCCAAGGACAUUGCAGCAACGUUAUUUCUAUCAGCAGCAUCAGAAGCAUAAACAACGUUUGGCCAGCAAUAGCAAGAAGAAUUUAGCAAAUGCUAUGCACAAUCAUACAGGAGGACCAGGAGGAGGAGCGGGAGGAAUGGGUGGUGGUGCGUUGCCUGUGGCAGGGAAACGUGUGGCAGCACCAGCUAAAAGUGGACGACGCAAGCAACAACAAUUGCUGCAACAACAAAAACAUCAACAACAACAACAGCUGCAAAAAGUAUUACUACCUGGACCACCGCCAGAGCAGCAGCAGCAACAGCAGAUGAUUCCCAAUCAUUUGGUAGUCCAGCCUCAUGUAGAAUACAUUCUCGAUGAGGCACUUAGAUCCGUGGGAGCCACAACAACGCCACCAACAACAGCCACACCCAAUCCCACAUUAAAUGCAAAUUCAGCUUCCGUAACACCGUGUAAAUUGAAGCCAUUGCCGCAAACGGCCCGUGUUGUAUAUGGUCCGACGACAGCUGGCGAAUUGGGUUCCCCCAAUGCACGGGGAUUUGCCAACUCACCAAUCAUAUUCAAGGAGAAGCCAACGGCUGCCCAGCCGGCAACGCAGCUAUCGACUCCUGUCAAGAAAUACAUUGUCGAGGAACGUCAACCGACGACGACACCCACUUCUCCAGUUAUAUCAACAGCCAAUCUGCCGUUAGCACCACAAAUCAUUAGUGUCCAACAGAUUCCAGCCCCGCCAUUGGGAACCAAACUACGUCCGGUGGCGGGAGUAGUGGGAAGUCCAUCCACCGGCAACAGCGGCAGCCAACCAACAACAGUCUCCAAAUUGACACCGAAAAAGAUUCAAUUGCUGGAAACAGCCUCAGGCAACGAGACCCAGGCCAAGGCACAGGCCAAAACGUUAGCCACCGGGCCAACGGUGCGUGUUCUUCCCUAUACAGAGCAAACGGCGGCAGCAGCGGCUCAAUUGGCCAUAGUGGGAGGUGGUAGUCCCAAAGAUCUGCAGCGGGCUGGUGGUGUCACGCCACUGAGUAGUGCCUCCACAGUGAACAUUAUUAAGAAUAUACCGGCCAGCAGUUUGAAUAAUACACUUAUAACUCCAUUAGCCACGCCCACAGCAACAGUAACGCCUCUUUUCCGAGGCAAACAAGCGGCUAGUAUCAAUAUUAAGGCAGCUACUCCAGCUGGAGCAAGUACAUCGACACAGCUAUUGACUAACAUUAAGUUGACAACUGGAACUGGUGGCGGAGGAACAUCCACUGGCCAUCUCAAUAUCAAGCCACUGCCCAGCGGUGCCCUGCGUAACAUUAAGAUCUGUUCGCCCAAUGGGAAAUUGUUUUUGCAAUCGGGUAAAUUGCCAGCUGGCAGUAUAAUACAUAAACUGAACAAUGCCAGUGGCGUGCCAGCAGCCACAGGAGCAGCAGUAGUCGGAGGAGGCACCGUAAAUGCCCAUUCGCCUACAGGCAAUAUGUUGUCACCCACCUCACCACAGUCCAGGAUACCCAUACAGAAAAUGCAAAUCCUUACGCCCACGCAAGUGAUCUCGAGUGCUGGAAGCGGAAGCGGAACCAACACUAGCCCCCAAACCAUCACUGUGACCAGUAGCAAUAGCAGCAACUCUAGCGCCAGCUCCAGUAAUGCCAAAAUCAAGCCCACCACUUUAACCUUUGCCACCGCCGGCGUUGGCAAGAAUAAUUUGGUAUUUCUUCCGGCCAGUGCCACCAGUACCAUGCGUGCGGUUACCCUGACUGCGGCCCAAAAGCCCAAGACGGCAGCUGUGACACCAGUGGCGGGUGGUAGCGAACAGUUAUUGGGUGGCAAAACGAAUGUGGUUGUCAUAGGAGCAACUUCCUCGACGGUGCCAGGUGCUAAUACAACCACCGCUGGGCCAACCACUGCCUCUUGCUCCUCUGCUUCCUCAACAACUCAAUCUUCGACGAAAGUUAAACCCAAUCAACUGAUUACAGAAGAUACACCUAUUGAUAUUAUUAAUAUGCCCAUUAUUGUGGCCGACAAUGGAACAACAACGGAAACUAAAACCGUUGGCGGUAAAUCAACACCUUUGGUUGUCUUCAAUGCCACCGAUUGGGAAAUGGAAUUGGAUCAAGCAUCCAAAGUAACGGCCACAACAAGCAAUUCGACGGCGAGUCAAUCGCUCGAGGAUGUCAUAAUAGAAGAGGAUGAGGAACAGGAUACAGAGCAGCUCAACAAUCGCAUUAUUGAACUUAAUCCCGAGGAUGAGAGUGCCAUUGAGUAUGUGGACAUGGAAUUGGAGCAGCCAAUUGAAAUUGAUAGCGCCAGCAGUAGUAGCAUAUCGCCAGCAGAGAUUGCUGCCUCAACGACAACAACAACCACAACCUCAUUGAAGGCUUCUAUUGUGCCAGCUCUAUCCCAGCAGCCGCAACAGAAGCAACAUCAGGAGCAGCAGCCAUUGGGAGCUGCUGGUGCUGCAUCAAGAUUAUAGAAAAAGUUGUUUAAAAAUUGUUAAGAAGAAAGUUUUUCGUUUACAUCCAAACAAAACUCGAAAUUUUGCCCCGGCUCCAUCAUAUAUAUAUAUAUAUAUACAUAUUGAAAUCUGUAUAUAUAUUCCAGUGCAAAAAACAACUCUUCAGUGAUUUAAUUCAAGAACGCACAGCAAGAGCAUCAUCUUAGAGACACACACACACACACUCAGAAACGCCCGGUUUAAAUUUAGAAUUAGUAGUUUAGUUUAGUAACAAUAUGAAGUUCUUAAUUUUUGAAUUAAUCAAUUGUGAAUGAAGCUUCGAAACGAAUUCUGUUGCAAUAGUUAAGUUGCCAAUUUUUAAUGGUGGGUACUCACAGUGACGAAAAGAAAAAAAGGGAAAGCGAACCAUAAGUUAGUUAAGUUUUUAAGUUCUAAACAAAUGAAGGAAACAAUCCCAUUGGAAUAACGAAUAAUGAACAUAUAGAAUUAGUUUUUAUAUACCCAUCCUAUAUACAUACAUAUACAUAUGCAUACUAAUUUUCCAAACCAACUCAAAAGAAAAUUAAUUACGAAACAGAUGACACUGUGACUACCCCUCACACACCUCCCCCAGCAGCAAAUGAAACAACAAUGGAACAGUUUUAAACAUUAUCUCUAUAUUUAACCAUAUAUAUAUGUCCUUAUAUAUAUAUAGGUAUGUUAAAUUGCAAUACUGCACCGAUGGUAUAUAUAUUGUCUUUAUAUGAAUUUGUUUUAAUUACUUUUAAUUUGCAAUCCUUCAUGAUAUACCUUAAUUUUUUCUUUGUAUAACAAAUGUAUAUAAAAUCUAAGGUCCUUUAAAUUAAGUUUAAGUUUUUUAAGUUGAAAAAGAAAAAGAAAAAACACUAAAAAUUUUUUUAAUUU
This is a messenger RNA of Drosophila willistoni, 4162 nucleotides long. RefSeq names its product BRCA2-interacting transcriptional repressor EMSY. Bases 131 to 3277 code for a protein of 1048 amino acids. The record is from RefSeq and is a predicted model, not a curated record. Lineage: Eukaryota; Metazoa; Arthropoda; Insecta; Diptera; Drosophilidae. The transcript has 6 exons. Gene Ontology annotation, biological process: regulation of DNA-templated transcription. Gene Ontology annotation, cellular component: nucleoplasm.